AUUACCGUGCCAGGGAACUUUCGAGACUCGUCAAGAUCUUUAGUUUCCAAACACUUGCUUGCAGUCAGGGUCUAUAAGUUAAACUAACAUCUGGCAUAUAUUCAAUAUGGGUUCAGGUAAUGGCAACACUAGCUUCGAGAUCCCAAGUGAAUGCAUAGCAGGCGUGGUUGUCAAUGAGGGGCCAAACUUCCAUAUCGAGGUCAAGAAUGUUCCCGUCCCUGAAAUUGGUCCCGAUGAUGUCCUUAUCAAGCUCAACGCUACUGGACUAUGCAUGUCAGAUGUGCACUUCAUGUUGAACGACUGGUCCCAGCCGCCAAUGUCAACUUUCGGCACCCAAUGUGCAGGCCACGAGGGCGCGGGCGUAAUCGUCAAGGUUGGGGAGAAUGUGAAGCAUCUGAAGGUAGGCCAAAGGGCUGGCUACAAACCUAUUCAGGAUAUUUGUCAUACCUGUUGGGAGUGCCAAAAUGGACGAGAGACUUACUGCAUGAACGCAGUGCUCACAGGAUUACAUAUAGAUGGAUCCUACAUGCAAUAUGUCAAGUCACCAGAACGAUACACCACUAUUAUCCCCGACGGUCUCAGCGACUAUAUUGCGGGGCCUAUUAUGUGCUCUGCAUCUACCGUGUAUACCUCGCUGAAAGAGUCCGGACUGCGUCCUGGUCAGUGGGCUUGCUUCCCGGGUGGUGGUGGUGGUGUCGGUAUCCAAGGCGUACAGCUCGCUGUGGCUAUGGGGUUUCGUUCGAUCGUUGUCGACACUGGCGAAGAAAGGGAGGCCUUGGCUAAGGAGAUGGGCGCAGAGGUAUUCGUUGAUUUCAAGAAGAUUGAAAACCCUACCAAAAAGGUGGUUGAGAUCACUGGUGGCGGUGCUCACGGUGUCUUUGUCACAGCAAUCCAAUCGUAUCCGAUCGCUCUCGACUAUCUGGGACCGCGUGUUAGUGGUAUUGUGAUGUGUAUUGGUAUUCCUCCGACUGGCGAGUUUCAUAUGAAUGUCAAUCCCAGUGUACUUCUGUUCCGAAACCAGUCGAUCAAAGGCACGCUUGUGAGCAGCCUCGCCGACGUAGCCGAGACACUUGAAUUCGCUGUGCGAGGCAAACUCCGCCUAAAACCGACAGUUGUAGGACUAUCCAAGUUCGACGAGAGCGUUCAGAAGUUGAAGAAUGGUCUAGUUGCUGGUCGUAUCGUUGUGGACUUCAACUUGCCUUGAAGCUCUAGAUUUGAGACGGGUGGUUGCACACCUAGAAUAUGGCAUCCCGCGGCAUGAAAGCUUCCGCUGGGGUAUGUACACA
Molecule: messenger RNA, 1286 nt
Organism: Truncatella angustata
Lineage: Eukaryota; Fungi; Ascomycota; Sordariomycetes; Amphisphaeriales; Sporocadaceae
Product: alcohol dehydrogenase 1
Exons: 7
Coding region: 107-1204 (365 amino acids)
Molecular function (GO): zinc ion binding; oxidoreductase activity
Source: RefSeq, a predicted model, not a curated record